AUGCGCGAUGUUAUUUGCACGAGUGGUAUCAUGUGACGUUUGACGGUGGCAAUAAUAUAGUGUCGGCGUUGCGCGAUAUCGUAGUGAGGCCAAGUGAAACGAUAACGUGAAUUCGCUCCGAGGACGACAGUGCGCUGGUAAUUCGGCGAGAGAGGCUUUUCCUCGAUCAACUCGAGCUCGGAGCAGAGGUGUCUGAAGGAGAAAAGAGGCCUGACAUAUUUCUCGAUAUCGCCGCUCGCGACGGGACGGGAACAACAAGUACGGGGCGACGAGGAGGAGGAGGACGACGACGACGACGACGACGACGACGACGACGACGACGACGACGACGACGACGACGACGACUCUACAAGGACGAGCGAGCGGAUAUUGUUAAUCGCUGUUGCGCACUUCGUCAACAGAGCUGACUCCGACAAGCUGCCGACGUCCUCCUCCCGUCGCGAGGAUGGCAGACGCCGCCGUUAAUCUUAUUAUAAAGGCGCCGAAUCAGCAAAUCAAGGACCAAGUGGUGAAGUGCGACCUCGGCUGGACCAUCGGCCGCCUGAAGGAGUACCUGUCCGAGGUUUAUCCCAGCAAACCAGAAAGUUCGCACCAAAAAUUAAUAUAUUCCGGGCAACUGCUAAAUGAUUCGGCAAGGUUAAAGGAUGUUCUAAGGCAAUGCAAUGAUUCAGAAGAUCAAGAGUACACUGUUCACUUAGUCUGUACAUCACAAAAAGCAUGGACUGGCAAAGUCACAUCUGAUCAUACGGAAACAACCGAGAAUAUUGAUGUAACAAGAAACAUCCGUAUGAGAACUAAUGUUGUUCAAAAUCAAAGCUACGAGAAUGCUAAUGUCACUACACAACCUCAACAGAUAUAUUCGCCUCAGCAAUAUUUUGACCCUCAAAAUAGCCAACAGCUAGCAUGGAUGCAGGCAUAUACGCACUAUUUCACACAGUAUAUGCAACUCAUGACUGCGCAAGGCGUACAAUUACAAGCCAGUGUUCCGUAUCUGCAGCAGAUGAACAUCAAUACGAACGAUAUGACUCAAAACACAUACACGGCAAACAGUAAUGCCAACAACAAUGUCGGCGACGAACAGGCCCAAGCGGCGGCGGUGGCGCAAGACGCGGCGGACAUUAAUGCGGGAAAUGUCGGGGAAGACGCUGCGUUUAAUCGCGACUGGUUGGAUUUCUUUUAUAUGUUAUCCAGGAUUGUCGUUCUCUUCGGCAUAGUGUAUUUCUACUCGUCCCCCCUCAGGUUCCUCAUCGUCACGUUUCUAGGAUUUGUGAUAUAUUUGUAUCAAGGCGGUUUCUUCAGGGAACGGGCGAUCUUAUUGGCGGAUAACAACAACGGUCGCGCGGACAACAACAACCAGGUUCUGCACAAUGAAGUGAUGGGACCACAAGCCGUGCCGCAGCAACAAAACGCUCAAGUGCCAACUGUGCAGCCGGAGCCACGGACGAACGCCAACGAGAACGAGGAGCAACGACCAGGCGCCCUCGCCUAUACCUGGACCUUCUUCAGUUCAUUCUUCGCCUCGCUUAUUCCGGACCAGCCAAAUGUCAUUUAAUCCCAUCUGGACCUUCUAUCGUAAAAGUCGUAAAGGCUUUCUUUUACUUCGCACUUUACGGAAACGUGAUAAACGAAAUUCUAGAGAUAUUAGACAGUCUGUAGAGAGUCAUAAGCGUUUAACUCGUGACGGAUUUCAUACACACACUCCACGAAAGUCUGAUCAGUUUUACGAAAUACAAUUUUUGUAUCUAAAUCUAUUAUAUAAAUAUACAUAAAUGUUGAUAUACGUGUAUUAGUGAUCGACAUCAAACGCUUAAGAUGAGGGACUAUUAUCACGUGAAAAGAAAACAUUUUCAAUGAAUAUAUAUGUACAGAUCAUAUGCAAGGAUGUGUCAUUACAAUCGUGAAAUAUUUUGGCAGUAUAUUCGGAAGAUUGAUCAGAAAAGUCGAUAUGGAUAUUUCGCAAUGACUAAAAUUGAAGUCUAUAAUCACUUGUAAUAUGCAUAUACCAGUCACGCGUUUAUGUUCACUGUUUAACUCCUGUCUUUCUUUGAUUUCUGAGUAUGAGCUUGAGCAUUCGAAUUGUGUGCAAUAUGAUUAAUUAUAUAUUUAUGUAAUAACAGCAAUUGAUUAAAAAAAAUCCUUGAUUCCUGUCUCGGAAAUGAAUGUUACCGCAAGAUUUGUGUGUAUUAGGAUUUUUAAUCUUAAUUAAAUGUUUUACUCCGAGAAUAAUAUGAUUCCAGAGAUUAUAUCCUAAUUAAAAUAUUUCAUCGUAGUUCUGAGACAUCAUUCUGUAUAUCUAAUGUCGCAUAUGCGUCUAGAAAAAAAAGGGGAAAAAAAAAGAGAGAAAAAAGAAAAAGAAAAGAGAAAAACUUACAGUUUAAGAGACAAAAUGAUCGUGUUAUAUCUGUAGUUCUUGAGGCUAACUUUUCUUCAGAAGGAAAUGGUUAGAAUCGUCAUCCCAAAGCUGUUAGGGUUUACUGUAUAAAGAAAAUUUUUUAUGUUUUUGUAGUAAUAUAAAUAUACAACGAGGUAAUAUAUGGUGUAUAUACACACAUACACGUAAAUAUAAGGAGCGUAGAGCUUGUACCAUAUAAGGCGAUGAUAAUGAUAAAAAUAGAUGCUUAAAAAUUUUCUUCAAGAGAAUUGCUAUUGCAAUACUGUUAUUACGCGAAGAUUAUUUCUGUGAUGUUUAAUACAGUUGGAUAUAUUCAGCGUGAUAGCCUUGUAAAAUAUUGUCGCGCUUCGUUCAUAUGUAUAACUAUUAUCGAUAAAAAUAAUAUAUUCAAGGCGGAAGUAUGAAUUAGUAGUAUGGAACUGUUAAAUUUCCGUAAUUUUCCUAAAUAGUCGCGACGAAGGUCGGCGCGAAGAUGAGGGUGUAUGUAAAGCAAAUAAAGCGAUUUUUGAAGUCUGUCGUUUAAU
This is a messenger RNA of Harpegnathos saltator (Jerdon's jumping ant), 2916 nucleotides long. RefSeq names its product Homocysteine-induced endoplasmic reticulum protein (gene Herp). NCBI's taxonomy places the organism in Eukaryota, Metazoa, Arthropoda, Insecta, Hymenoptera, Formicidae. The coding region runs from base 446 to 1552 and encodes 368 amino acids. The transcript is spliced from 4 exons. Gene Ontology annotation, biological process: endoplasmic reticulum unfolded protein response. Gene Ontology annotation, molecular function: protein binding. The record is from RefSeq and is a predicted model, not a curated record.